This is a messenger RNA of Penicillium waksmanii, 804 nucleotides long. RefSeq lists its product as uncharacterized. Lineage: Eukaryota; Fungi; Ascomycota; Eurotiomycetes; Eurotiales; Aspergillaceae. The record is from RefSeq and is a predicted model, not a curated record. The coding region runs from base 1 to 804 and encodes 267 amino acids. The transcript has a single exon.
AUGCAUGGUCUUCCAGCGAAAACACCAACAUUCCAGUUUUAUAGAGAAGAGCAAUGCGCUCAAAUUCUAGACCAGCAGCUCGACAGAUAUGAGCGUACUGGGGAAGGACCCUACGUGAUCAUAACUUCAGUUGAUGAACGUUCUUUCCUCGAAUGCUUUACUGAGUCUAGACAUGAUCUUCUACAGAAAUCAUGUGUGUCUUACGACGAGCAACAUUCUAUUAUCCUUUUAGAGAUGGAGUCAAAAGUGCACGCCUCCGCUUGUCAUUCUUUUACAGGGAUAAUUGAAACUUGGGGUUACCAGGCGGAAAGUAUCAUUAUGCCAACAGGAUCUGCAUCGUUUCGCGGCACUACACGGACAAAACGGGGAGACUGCUCCUGGAUGCCAGCUGAAAUUCCAUCUGGACGCAGCCCGAAAUGGCCAACUUUGGCUGUGGAAGUCCAGUGGUCAGAACCAACAUCGCAUCUAAUGGAUGACAUUCGUUUUUGGCUGGAUGAUUCAGAGGGAGAUGUAAAGAUCAUGCUCACUAUUUCGAUCUCCGCUCGUUACACGAUAACCAUUCAAAGAUGGUCUCUACGUUAUCCCCAAAAUAAAUCGAAGCCUCUUCCAUUCCCGACCGCAACAGUCCAAAUCACCAGGGGCCUCAACAAAACCAGUCAGCCUAGGAUCACGGGCAAUAUAACUAUCCCUUUUGAGGAAGUAUUCCUUCAGCCGAGACGGCCAACCGAAAGUGACCUAAUUCUCUCACGACCUGUUUUGGAACGUAUGGCUUCGAAGAUUUGGACUGCUCAAGAUCAGCAAUAG